UUUUUGUUUCAUAUUUUUUUUUCCAGUGUCAAUUUGUUUUAUGUAAGGUUGUGAAAAAUAUUUAUAUGGUUGUCAAUCAAGAUCAGUUUAACCUUAAAAAAGAUAUCAUAAUGCUGUCAUAUAUAUUUUAUUUUAUUAUUAUUUGCCAAUUUGGAAUUCCAUUCGUCAAUUUAUUAGAAACGGAUGUCAUCUAUGAAGGACCUAAAUAUUUAGAGGAAGGUAAAAUUCUUCAAAUUUCAUGCAUAUUAUCACGAUAUCUUUGGCCACAAUGGUCGUUUAACAAUCAACGAUUGGAUGAAAUCGAAGAUUCAAGAAUAGAAUUAAGAUUUGAAAAUGGCCGACAAUCAUCGAUCGAUCGACGAGAAAUUUUAAUAAUCGAAAAUGUUAGCUUAAAUGAUGAAGGAUUCUAUAGAUGUAAUCAACAUUCGAUUAGAGUACAUUAUGUUCAUGUUCUUCCCAAAUUUCCUUUUAAUCAUUCUAAUAUAUCGCCAUCGAGAUUAGUCAAAAUUAUGCAAAAAGAAUUUGAUAAUGUCGAAUUGGAAUGUCAAUCUGAUCACUAUAAUCAACGAUAUUCUCCUGUCAAUUGGAGCAAAAAUGGCCUUCCAAUCAAACGAGAAGAUGGUCGUCGUAUUCAACAUGAUAACCGUUUGAUCAUUUAUAAUGCAACCAGUGAAACUGAUGCAGGACAAUAUUAUUGCCAACUUACAAUCAACAGCAUUGAUAUUGAACUUAUCAAAAAUUCAGGACAAACAAUCGAACUACGAGCUGCAAUAAAUGUGAAACCAUUUUCAAUGAAUGUAAUUCGUCGAAAGGAAAACGAUAGUCUUUCAAUGAUUUGUAAUUACAGUGGUCAUCCAAAAGGAACAAUAAAAUGGAUGAUAAACAAUAACACUUUAUCAUCAUCAUCAUCAUUAUCAUCAGAGAAUGGAAUUCGUUUUGAUCAAAGUGAACAACCAAACGAUAUGAUAAUCAUUGAUCGAUUAAAACGUCAGAAUUCCGGCAUCUUCAAAUGUCAAGUGGAUAAUAUUUGGACAAGUGAUCAGAAAUCUUUUCAAUUAAUUGUUGAUGAUAAUUCCAUCGAUAUGGAUGACAAAGAAAUUCUUAUAGAAAGACGAGAAUUAAGGAUUCCUUGUCGGCUUUCCGAUUCGAUUCCCAUACGACAAGAUGAACCUACAUGGUAUAAGGAUAACGUAAAACUAAAUGUAAACUAUAGAAACAAUGAUGAUGAUGAUGACGAUGAUGAUGAACAUGACAAUGAUAGUAAUGAAAACGAUAGUGAUGAAAGUCGAAUAUAUAUAGAAAAAAUUUCUGAUAGACAAUGGGAUCUAGUCAUCGAUAAAGCCAAACUAAAUGAUAUUGGUGAUUAUAAGUGUAAAAUCCAUAAUUCAGAGGCUAUAACAAAAGUUAGAACCAAGCCUUUGUUACAUCAAUUUGAAGAAUUAGAUGCUGAUAAUUUUAAAUCUGCCAAUUUGGUGGAAGGCGAUCGUCUUUCACUUCGAUGUGCCCUAAUUGAAGGUUACGGCAAAGAUGCAAAAAUACAAUGGCUCAUGUAUGGUGAAUUUGAAGGACCGGAUAAUGAACGUGAAAUCAACGUAUCGGAUACUAGAAUUUCCAUCCAAAAUAAUGAAACAGCACAAGAAAGUGUGCUCACAAUUGAAUCAGUAGUGCCGCAAGAUCGAUAUUUUUAUGUUUGUAAAGCGACAAAUGAAAUAACCGAUUAUAAUAACACCAUAUUACUUCGAGUCAAAGAUAAAUAUGCCGCAUUAUGGCCGUUUCUCGGCAUAGUUGCCGAAGUGCUCAUACUUUGUAUUAUAAUACUUGUCUAUGAAAAAAGAAAAGAUGAGGAUGAAUUAGAAAGUUCAUCUGAAGAUGAAAAUAAUGAUCAAAAUAAUGAUGAAAAAAAUGAUGAAGAAAAUGAAAAAAUUCAUUCGGAUUCUGACCAAAGACUAGAAGAGAAACCUGAAAGUGAAAACAAAUCCACUUUGGUUGUCAAAUCUCCUGAGGAAGAACCAUUGGAAGACAUAAAAACCGUUGAUAAAAAUCAAAUUAAAAUUGAAGAUGGUAAUGCGGUAAAGGAAAAAAAGAAAAGCAUAUUUGUCCAUGUCGAUCGACCAGAAAAAAUACAACAAGCUCGUCAACGAUUGCCGAUAUUAUCGGAAGAGCAUAACAUUAUGGAUGCAAUCAUGCAUAAUCAAGUAGUCAUAAUUUGCGGCGAAACUGGCUCUGGUAAAACUACACAAGUUCCACAAUUUCUUUAUGAAGCUGGUUAUGCGACCAACGGUAAAUUGAUUGGUGUAACUGAACCACGACGAGUAGCUGCCAUUUCAAUGUCUAAACGUGUUGCCUAUGAGCUUAAUAUGAGCGAACAAGAAGUAUCCUAUCAAAUUCGUUUUGAAGGAAAUGUUAGUGAUAAAACCCGAAUAAAAUUCAUGACUGACGGUAUAUUGAUGAAAGAAAUUGAACGAGAUUUAUAUUUGACUAAAUAUUCUGCAUUGAUCAUCGAUGAAGCGCACGAACGUAGUCUUUAUUCUGAUAUUUUGAUUGGCUUUCUUUCUCGUAUCGUUCAGGUUCGACAUAAAAAGGGUGAUCCAUUGAAGCUGAUUAUUAUGUCGGCCACGUUACGUGUGGAAGAUUUCACUGAAAAUAAACACUUGUUUAAGAAUCCUCCACCUGUCAUAAAAAUUGAUUCUCGUCAAUAUCCAGUUACAAUUCAUUUCAGUAAAUAUACAAAUCCAAAUUAUAUACAGGAAGCAUUCAAAAAAGUUUGUAAAAUUCAUUCCAUCUCACAACCGGGUGGUAUUCUUGUUUUUGUUACUGGCCGUACAGAAGUUUUAUCUCUUUGCCGAAUGUUGAAAGCUAAAUUUCCUAUUACUCAUCGAAUUGAUCGAGAAAAGCAAAACAAUAUGACUAAAGCCAAUGACGAAAACAAUGAACAAAUAAUUGAAAAAUCUAUUGAUGAUAUGAAUUCAAAAUUGAGAAUCAAUCUAGACGUUUAUUCCAUAGAUCCGGUCGAAACAAGCGAAAAAAUUAUUGAUGGUCUUGAUUUAUAUGAUAAUGAUUCAAAUGAUGCUGAUGAGAAUGAAAAUAACAAUGAUAACGAAGAAGACGAGGAUAUUACCGAAGAUCUAGGAUUUUUAACAACAACAGAACCAUUAUAUUGUUUGCCAUUGUAUUCAAUGAUGCCCAGUAAGAAACAAGCUAUGGUAUUUCAGCCACCACCUGUUGGAUGUCGUCUUUGUGUCAUUGCGACGAAUAUAGCUGAAACAUCAUUAACUUUACCUAAUAUUAGAUACGUAAUCGAUACAGGAAAAGUUAAAAAUGUCGUCUAUGAUCGUAUGACUAGUGUUUCGACAUUUGUCAUAGAAUGGACAUCAAAAGCAUCUGCUGAUCAACGUUCUGGUCGAGCUGGUCGAACUUCGGCCGGAUAUUGUUAUCGUCUUUAUUCAUCAGCUGUAUUCAAUGAUCAAUUCAAACAGUAUUCUGAACCAGAAAUUCUGCAGAAACCAAUCGAUAAUUUAUUGUUACAGAUGAAAGCUAUCGGUUUUGAAAAUGUAAUAAAUUUUCCAUUUCCUACUAAACCUAAUCUGGAAGCUUUAGUCGCAGCUGAAAAACUAUUGAAUCAAUUGGAUGCUCUCGAAACAAAAACAUUAAUCAUAAAGAAAAAUAAAAAGAUUGAAAGAUCAAAUAUAACAUGGUUCGGACGAUUAAUGUCAUACUUUCCAGUUUCACCACGUUUCAGCCGAAUAUUAUUAUUGUCAACACAAGCUGAUCUUGUUCCGUUGGUAGUCACUUUGAUUUCUUUGUUAACUGUACAAGAACUUUUCAUUUCUGAUGUAUCGAAAGAAAUCAAACAACGACGUGAAAGCUGGUUCUUUUCACAUCCAUUCUGUCAAAUAUUGGGUGAUAUUUGGACAUUGUUAAGUGCGUUUGGUUCCUCUCAUUAUCAUGGAUUUAGUGAGAAAUUCUCUCUUUCGCAUGGUCUACGUCAUAAUGCCAUACGUGAAGCAGAAAAACUUCGUUUACAAUUAUUGAAUCAACUUCGAUUGAUAAUGAAAAAUCAGACUCUUUCUCCAGAAUUAUCCGUACCGAAUGAAAUCCAGGUCAAGAUGUUGAGUAAGCUAUUUCUUUCAGGUUUUAGCGAUCACAUUGCUAGACGCAUACCGUUCACUAUGGUCACUGUACAAGAUGAACACGGAGAUGUUCGUAAAGUUCAAAAAUCUAUACGUAAUUGUUAUCAAUCAAUCGAAGUUGAACAAUAUGUAUUUAUUUCUCCUAAUUCGGUUUUGCUCAAUCAGACAAACGACUUUGUCGUCUAUCAAGAGAUAUUUGAAUCAUCCGAUUCUGGUAAGAUGUACAUGAGAAAUGUUUUACCCAUUCAAAUGGAAUGGCUGGCGAUCUAUGCACAUAAACAUUGUACUUUUUCGAAUCCAUUGGAGGAUCCACCUCCAAGAUAUGAUCCAGAUGAUGAUUGUAUCAAAUGUCAUCGCAAAUCAACAUUUGGACCACACAGUUGGGAAUUGCCAGCCAUUGAAGUGGAUUAUCCUGAUGGUCUGGACAAAUAUUGCCAUUUUGCAUAUUUUUUAUUUAAUGGUUUGGUAAUCCCUUCAUUAAAAGAAAAUUUGCCGUACCUGUCUUCACCUGCAAUUUUAUUCAUCAAAUCAUGGGCAAUGGUACAACCAAAAGUGGAUAACGUAAUCAAAUGUUUGAUAAAUAAUCAAAUCGAUUGUAAGCGUGUCUUAAUAGCCAAAUGGACUGCUAACUCUAAAUUUUUACUAAAAGAAUAUUUGGAAUGGAUUGAUGAUGGUCAUAAAGAUAAUGUUCGUAAUUGUUGGCCGCCCUGUUGAUGAAAUCACUAUGCAUACCUUUAAGGCUUAAUCAUUGAUUGUGUCUCAUGAUCAAAAUCAACGAU
Molecule: messenger RNA, 4909 nt
Organism: Dermatophagoides pteronyssinus (European house dust mite)
Lineage: Eukaryota; Metazoa; Arthropoda; Arachnida; Sarcoptiformes; Pyroglyphidae
Gene: Bsg
Product: immunoglobulin domain-containing protein Bsg
Biological process (GO): cell-cell adhesion
Cellular component (GO): plasma membrane; cell-cell junction
Molecular function (GO): cell adhesion molecule binding
Source: RefSeq, a predicted model, not a curated record